Messenger RNA from Siniperca chuatsi (mandarin fish), 5270 nucleotides. RefSeq names its product glutamic acid-rich protein-like. NCBI's taxonomy places the organism in Eukaryota, Metazoa, Chordata, Actinopteri, Centrarchiformes, Sinipercidae. The transcript has 6 exons. Bases 1149 to 4334 code for a protein of 1061 amino acids. The record is from RefSeq and is a predicted model, not a curated record.
UAUGAACUCUCUCUCUCUCUUCUGCUCGAGGUUUCUGCCUCUUAAAAGGCAGCAGCCAGGGCUUAAAAUGUAAUAUUUAAUGUUUUCUGUUUUGUCAUUCUCUAAUUACCCUUACUUUUAAGGCCCACAGCAAAGCAAGUACACAUUUUGAUUGUAAAAAGUCUAUCAACUGAUGCUUGAGUUAACUUCCCUCCCCAGUGCUGAAAAGGGACAGAUGAUGUCAUUCUCAAUAUUAAGUAGCCAUGUGCUUCUGAGCGCAUGGCUUAUUAUUAUUCAGAAUGAAGUCAUCAAACCACUUUUCUGUGUUAACCUCCCUAGCUGUAAACCAUAAACAGCUGUUUACCUUCUAACACUGCUCUCACAGUGUAGCCAGUUUCACUGAUUAUAGUGGAAGUGUAGUACAGCAUAGGACCCCCAGCAGUCAUGGCAUCCGACAGAUGUGUGGAUCUCACCCAAACUGUUAAUGUUGUACCAUACUGUGUGAUACAGAUGCGAAUUUAGCCCCUCGCAAAAAGAGACAUGUAGUGGGCGAUCUUGCAAUUGCUGCAUUGUCUGAAUUAAAAAUAUAAUUUGAGGGGUUCAAUGGGUAUUUUUACUCGGUUAAAUAUUGGGAUGGCAAAGUUACACUGCAUGCAGGGACUUGUGCAGGCGAUGGUUUUGCGGAUGAUGAAACAUGGCAUGGCUGUAUGUCUGUAAAAGGAAACUGUUUCGUUGUUUUGUACCUUGAUCAGUCUGGUUAUCCUGAAACACUUUAUAUGUCGCAAUGGACCAGCACUACAGGUCCUGCUACAUAUCGUGUUGAAGCAGAUCGUUUCAUUAGGCCAUCAGAUGAGUUUAUUUUUCUUAGUGUUUGUGAAGAUAGAGUGUAAUUACGUCCAGAGAACGUGAAGAACGGAGAUUACAUCCGUACUCUCUCACUCUUCAAGAAUAUACCUCAUGGUUUAAAAACAUGUUCUUUAUCCAGUGGUGCAAGUGGAGGACUCUGCAAAGAGUGUUUAGUGAAGUUGACGAAGCUAUCAAAAGAGAACGUUUCUUAUGAAUGUAUUAGAAAACGCCUUGUUUUUGUUGAAAUACCGACUGUUGUGCAAUCAGGCCUUCUGCCAUCCAUGUGUAGGCCGAAAAUCAGACACGCUGACUGCUAAUAACAAAUGAUAAACUCUGUUGAGCAGGUGGCUCGUUGGAACUCCGGGUCCUCCUCAAUCUCCGCUGGCCAGCACACGUCCGCCGCCGUCUCCGACAUCUCCCCAGUCCCCUCCAGAAUAUUUGGCAUGUCAGUUGCCCUGGUCACCUUCAUCAUCUCCGCAGCCCUUGGUACCUAUCGCCACCUUUAUCUCCGCCUCCACCAUCUCUGCUGUUCCAUGCACCUCCAGCAUCUCCACCACCCACUGACUUACAAGAGAGCUUUCUCAAAGUGGAAUUAUCACUGGUCACUUGUUUCUAAUGGAGACUUCAGGAAGCUCACCAGCGGCACAGAUGAAGCAGAAAAAAACAAGCCUAAAAUCAAAUUCAAAAUCAUUCCCCCUCCUCCCAAACUCAAACCGGUGCCGCCUCCGCCGCCGCCGCCCAAGAAAACAGCUUUAUCCAAACCUUGCAGGCCAAAACGCAAAGUAGAGGUGGAUGUGUUCAGGCUGUGCUGGAGAGAGUCCUGGAUGAGCCUGAAGCCUCCAAAGUAUCUUUAUCUAAAGGCCAAAGACUCGAAAAUCAGAAUCCCAGGAUUCACACCCAUAGAGCUGACUAACAACAGGAAUUACAAAGCAAAGGGGUACGGAUCAGAGGCUGAAUGGGCAUCUUGUGCUGAGAAAUGGAGUCACUCCUGGAAGCAGGUGAAGAGUCCUGCCCAGUUGGAGUGCUCUGAGGAAAAACAAUUCCAGUGGGAGAUUUUGGUUAAAAGAAAACUGGUUUGCAAAGCUGAGAUAGAAGUAUAUUCUCUUCCUGUCUGGGCCGGUACUUGGAAGAUCAUGAACUUUGCUUUCAGACAGCAGAAACAGAACUGGGAUCGUAUCUGGCCUGAUUACCAACAAAACCUUAGCAAUAAGUUUGACAAAGUACAACAACUAGAGGAGCAGGAUGAGCCCUCAGACUGGGAGGAUUCAUGGAAACUGUCCAGGGCAGAACUUGAACCAAAAGACACCACAGUUGACGAGACAGUAACUGCAAGCUCCUUCAACACUGAAACCACAGUGAUGAUGAGGAUAAAUGAUGUGUUCCUGCCCGGAUGGAGUUACUCCUGGCUGCUCUCUGCAGCUCCUCUGGAGGAAGAAGAAGAACAUCACAAGAACUGGAGCUCCUGCUGGGGAUACAGCCAGCAGAUCAGGUGGUGCAAGGCUUCACUGGAGUCCCAUCAUCGACACAGUGACAUGCUGACUAGGAGACGUAAAACUACGCACCUCUUCCUCACAUCACUGCUGGACACUGAGAUCACAGAGUGGACGGAGGCCUGGAGGACCCCUAAAGGAUGGAUCAAACCAGAGGAGGACGAACUGAAUGAGAGGCAGGCAGAGGGAGAAGUGGAGAAGAUGAUGGAUGACACAGAGGAGGAGGAGGAUGAAGGAGUGGUCAAUGAGGAGGACAAAGAAGGAGAUGAGGAGAAGGAAGAUGUUGAUGAAAAUGAGGAGGACAAAGAAGCAGACAAGGAGGAGAGCUACAAAAAAAUACACAAGCAGAAAGAAGACAAAAAAAUGAACAAGAAGGAUGAGGAGGAUGACGGAGUAGAGGAGGAGGAGGAGGAGGAAGAAGAGGACAAUAUAGUACACAAGGAGAAGGAUGCAGAAAACAAGAAGGAUGAGGAGGAUGAAUCACGUAAGGAAGUGGAGGACAAAGAUGUGGAUAAGGACGGGGAAAGUGAGGAAGAGGGCGAAGAGGAGGACAAAGAGGUAGACAAGGGCUCGGAGGAGGAGGAAGAAGAUGUAAAGGAGGAGGAUGAAGACAUUGAAGUGCAUAAGGAGGAGGAAGGGGAUAAGGAGAAGGAGGCAGAACAUAAGGAGGAGAGAGACAAAAACAUUAACCAAAAUGGUGAGGAGGAUGAAGAUGAAGAGGACAAAAAACCAAGCAAGGAUAAGAAAGAUGAAGAAGUAGACAAGGAGGAUGAGGAUGAAGAAGUAGAUGAGGAGGAGAAGAAGGAGGACACAGAAGCAAAAGAAAAAGAUAAGAUGAACAAAGUAAAUAAGGAAGAGGAGGAAGACAACGAAGUUGAGCAGGAGGAGGAGAAUGAAGAAGUACACGAGGAGGACAAAAUUCCAAACAAAACGGAUGAGGAGGAUGAAGUAGACAAGGAGAAGGAGGACGAAGAAAAAGACAAGAACAAGGACAAAAACAUAGAGAAGGAGGAAGCAGAAGACAAAGGCUUAGACAUGGAAAAGGAGAACGAAGAAGUCGAGGAGAAAGAGGAGGAUGAAGAAGUUAAUGAAAAGGAGGAGGAGAAUGAAGUAAAGGAGAAGGAAAAAAAUGUAGACAAGGAGGUCAAGGAUAAAGAAGCAGACAAAGAGGAGGAGGAUGAAGAAGUAGACGAGAAGGACGAGGAGGAAGAGUUAGACAAAGAAUGGGAUGAGAAAGAUAUAGACAAGGAGGAGGAAGAGGUGGAUGAAGAACUAGACGAAAAGGAGGACAAAGUAGACAAUGAAGUGAAAAACAGAGAAGUAGUUGAAGAGGAAGAUAGUGUAGUUCCGGGACGGGGAUAUGAAGAGGUAGAAGAAGAGGAGGAUGAGAAUGAAGCAGACAAUGAGGAGGACAAUGAAGAAGUGGACAAGGAGGAUGAUGGCAACGUAAAUGAGGAGGACAAAAAGGAUGAAGACAAAAAAGUAGACAGUGAGGAGGAGGAGGAUGAAGAAGCAGACGAGGAGGAGGAGGAUGAAGAAGUGGAUGAGGAGGAGAUUGACAAAGAAGACCCUGGAGUAGAGGAGAUGAAGGUCAAAACUGAGGACGACGACGACCAUGAGAAAGAGGAGGACAACAAAGUAGAAGAAAAGAAACCAAUCAAAUGCAAACCUGAUGUCCCAUUCCAUCUGCAGUUCCAUAAAUUGAACGCCUCCUUCUCCUCCUGGAAGCAGUCGUGGAUGGUGGCGGUAGCUCACAGAGGAGAUGAGGAUGAAGACGAGGAGGAGGAGGAAGAGGAGUGGUGGACUUGGAAAGAGUCGUGGAGGAUUUGUCGCUGGAAGAAGCCGGACGAGGACAAGGUGGUGUAUUUCUUCACCGAGCACCGGAGUCAGAGAUACAUGGGACUGAUGCAUGAUGAAGACGGUAUGCCAAAGAGUGAAUGGACUCCGAGUUGGAAGAUGUCCAAGACUGCAGAAAAGGAUGCAAACACUGAAGAAGAGGAAGCGAAAGAGGAACAUUGAAAUGUUCUGAUAGUCCUAUAUUUAAAAAUGUCAAUGGAGCUACAGCCACAGGCCUGACCAAAUCCAGGAGAAAGUAGAUGGAAAAACCACAAAAAAAGUAUUUAGCAAUAUUUUUUGUAGGGUAAUAUCCAGGCGAAAUUUGGGAGGUACAUGUAUCACCCCAAAACAUGCAGAAACGCCUCUUGGACCCAUACCCUAAACCCAACAGGAAGUCAGCCAUUUUUAAUUGAAUGUGCACUUUUCGGCAAUUUUUCGCCAUUUACAGGCUCCGUGCUUUAACGAACGCCUCCUACAGAAUUCAUCAGAGAGACUUAAAAUUUUCCCAGUGCUAUCUAAAGACUUUCACCAGUAAAAGUUGUCCUAUCUGUGAGUUUUUGUUGAAGGGCGUGUCCGUGGCGUUGAAUUUUGAUGUUUCCUGAAGAAACAGGAAGUUGCUGUAACUUCAGUGUACAUGGUCAAAUCUGCUCCAAACUUCACAUGGUUGAUAAGAGUCCCGGCCUGAAGACAUCUACAUGCCAAUAUUCUGUCAGUCAUAGUGCCACCUAAAGGCAACAGUAAAACAAAGUUUUAUACUUUGAUGUACUCCCCCUAGCAGGUUGCCCAGAUCCACCUCACAUUUUGACAGAAAAGCAUUGACCUUGAUGAUACUAUAUUGUGAAGCUUGUGAGUUUUCAUUGAAUGGUGAGUCCGUGGUGUAGCGUCAAAUGCUGAUGUUUUGCCAUGACAGAGGAAGUUGUUGUAACUUGAGUGUACAUAGUCAAAUCUGUCCCAAAUUUCACGUUUGAUAUGAGUACCGUCUUGAAGACAUCUAAUGGCCAAUAUUAAAUAUUAGUCUUAAGUGCCACCUACAUGCAACAGGAAGUUAGCCUUCAACGAAGUAGCCCCCGCGGAAUGUUUCACUUAGAUGUACGAAAACUGGCAACCUGAAGUAUCAUC